Molecule: messenger RNA, 2203 nt
Organism: Mytilus trossulus (common blue mussel)
Lineage: Eukaryota; Metazoa; Mollusca; Bivalvia; Mytilida; Mytilidae
Product: macrophage-expressed gene 1 protein-like
Exons: 1
Coding region: 50-2203 (717 amino acids)
Source: RefSeq, a predicted model, not a curated record
UAAAGUUUUAAACUGAUUUAUUUGUUUAUAUUGUAUAGUUUCAUUUGAAAUGAUGAAAGUGAAAUUGCUGUUUUUCGUUGUCUUUUCAAUAAUAUUAGAGGUCCGCGCUCUUUCCACAGUGAAAGACUGUCUUGGAACCAGCUUGACAAAUUAUGAAUAUGCAAACCUUCCAGGUAUCGGAUGGGACAACUUAUUGAACGAAAACCGCGGGAAAAUAAUUCAGUACAAGUAUUCUCAAUGUAAAACAACAGAUGAUGGCUUAUACCUAAUACCGGACAAUGUGUUCGUGUUACAGGUCAAAUCUAGCAGUGUGGACAUUUUCUCAGAAAUCAUUGACAACUGGAAGAAUUACACGUCUGCUACUUCUAAAUCGAUCAACGUUGGCGGGAAUGUUGGUAUCCCGUUCAUCUUUGAUAUCCAUGGGAGCUAUUCUUCAGAGUAUCAAGAGGUAAAAACAAAUCAGAUAAGUGACAAUUCAAUGACAGUAAGAGUAGGAGCUAGAUACGAAAAAUAUGUGUCUAAGCUGCUAACUGAAAUUGAUCUAGAUGACGCUUUUAGAGAUCGUGUUCUGACAAUUGCUGAUCAUUUGUUAUCCGGACAAAAACACACGGCAAGAUACGAAAGCCAGUUACUUAUCAGAGAUUUUGGAACACAUGUAGUGACAAGCGUUAAUGCUGGAGCAUUAAUCUAUAAAAUUGAACAGUUGAAUAGAACAGCAGUCCAAAACAGUGACAUGAAAAGAUCAGACAUUGCAAAGUCUGCUGGAUUUUCAUUUUUCGGGAGUGGAAUUGAAUACAACCAUGCCUCAGCGACAUCCGAAACUACGGUUACAAAAUAUCUGUCUCUACGAACACAUUCAUCAGUCCGAACUCACGGAGGUCCGUUAUUCAAACCAGUCAAUUUCAGUAUAAAUGAAUGGGUUGAUGGUAUUAGUAGUAAUUUAGCCGCUAUCGAUCGUUCUGGUGAUCCGCUUAACUUCGUAAUAAACUCUGACAAUUUUGCACAGAUUCCAAUUUCAAUUUUAGAACAAACGGCGUCAUUGGUGGAGGAAUCAAUUGCAACGUACUAUAGAUACAACACCAUCAAAGGAUGCACGAAUGAAAAUUCUCCUAAUUUUAAUUAUAUAGCGAACGUUGACGAUGGUUCUUGUCACGAUGCUGGUGUGAAUUUGACAUUCGGUGGUGUUUUCCAAACUUGCAGUUAUGAUGGUAACCUCUCGGAAAAUUUAUGUGAUGCCUUGACAACACAAAAUCCAAAGACGGGAGCUGACACUUGCCCAGAAGGAUACGACGUGGUCCCUCUUUUCUCCGGUAAUACAUCUAAAACCGAAAUGACACAAGAAUGCAGUAACUAUUUCAUCUUUUGGAAGAAAUGUCAAAAUUUACCCCAUUUUGGUUCUGCUACUUUUCAAUCUUAUUGGUGCGCAGCCGUAAAAAACAACGUUCCUGACAAUUCUGGUUACCUAUUUGGAGGACUUUUUACAACGGUGUUUCCCAAUCCGUUGGCAAAUGCUCAUGGUUGCCCAUCAGUCUUUUCACCUUUACAUAUCACAUCCGAUUUAACAAUAUGUGUGAGCGAUGAUUAUCAAAACGGAGAAAGAUAUUCGGCACCAUUUGGAGGCCUCUUCAGCUGCCAGAAUGGCAAUCCAUUGGCAAACAAGUAUUACACAACUGGAUCUCCGCCAAAAACUUGUCCAAGUGGUUAUAGUGAACAUCUUGCUACUGAAGACGAAGGAUGCGAGGUGAAUUACUGUAUGAAAACGAAAUCUUCUGUUCUCUCUUCUCAAAUCAAAAGCCCGCCAUUUCUUCGGCAACGUUUGGAGCGUAAUGACAAUAGCAGUUACAUAAUAAGCAAUAAAGGAACAAGUUGGACCAGUAUUUACUUCGUUCCUGCAGGUUUUACAGGUUUCGUGGAAGACGUUAAAGGAUGGAUAACAAAUGACGGAAAAGACUUAAAUAUCAUCGAAUUGCUAAAGGCUAAAAAUGGCGCUACAGAAAGUAAACAAACGCAGUUUUCAGAAAGUACCAAAGAUAGACUUAAUAGUUUAGGUGCAAUUAAAGAGAGAAAGGGUACAAGGAAAAUGUCUUCAUUUGAAAUCGCGAUUGUUGCUGCGGUGUCUGUUAUUGCAACAUUGAUUUCAAUUUUCGUUGCCGUCGGAGUUUUAUCGAAGAUUACAAGGAAACGUAACCAGAAGGUGGAAUAA